AUGGUUUCAUCACCUCCAUGUUUUAUCCGAUCAGAAGGAAUAUUAUCCACGCCUGUUGACUUCACUGACAUUUCUUUCUUUCUUUCUUUCUUUCUUUCUUUCUUUCUUUCUUUCUUUCCCUUCUUUAUUUGCUUUCUCUCUCUCUCUCUCUUUUCCCUUUCACUUUUUAAAUUUCUCUUUUCAAAUAUCAAUGUAAGUGGUGGCAGUGGAGUAAGAAUCGAACCUCUUGAAGACAGCUCAGUUCAAAUAAAUUCCUUGUCUCGCGAAUUUUACGAUGGUGAAAAACUAGAAUUCGAAUUUAAAACAUCCAAACCAGAUGGUCUUCUGUUCUACGCCACGCGUCGGAACGACGAAUCAGAGCUUAUGGCUGUGCAACUGGUCGAUGGGCAUCUCCUCUACUCAAUUCGAUGUAAUCAAGGAUACGCAACACUUAUCAUCCCGAAAAAGAGAGCAGAUGAUGAUAAAUGGCACAAAAUCAGAUACUCCCGGAGGCAAAUGAAAGGUUAUCUUGAAAUCAAUGGUGUUACUUAUUAUGAAAAUUAUUUAUUGACCUGUGGAGGCUUCACGUCGUUAGUGUUUGGAGGAGUGAGAGCCAACGAUUGGGGAUUAGAAGCAAUUAAAAGCUUAGAGACUGUCCGAGGCAAAAAUGGCCAAUAUCAGUUCAGCGGCUGCUUACGGAAAUUAAACAUUACCACAGGAACAGACCAGCCUCCCUAUUACGCUUUGUCUUCUCUAUACGUCGCCUUAUACGUGGAUAUAAAUGGUAUAUCUAUCUAUCUAUCUAUCUAUCUAUCUAUAUGCCUUGUCUUAUUUAUACGUCGCCUUAUACGUGGAUAUCUAUCUAUCUAUCUAUCUAUCUAUCUAUCUAUCUAUCUAUCUAUCUCACUAUAUUUAUAUCUAUCUAUCAAUCUCAGUAUAUUUAUAUCUAUCAAUCUAUCUCAGUAUAUUCAUAUCUAUCUAUCUAUCUAUCUAUCUAUCUAUCUAUCUAUCUAUCUAAGUCCGUUAAUAUCUAUGUCAGUCUCUUCAUUAUCUAUCUAUCUAUCUAUUCAUCUAUCUAUCUAUCUAUCUAUCAAUCUCUUCAAGUACGAAAAUUAUCUAUCUAUCUAUCUAUCUAUCUAUUAUCUAUCUAUAUCAUCUAUCUAUCUCAGUAUAUUUAUAUCUAUACAUCAAUCUAUAUAUUUAUAUCUAUCUAUCUAUCUAUCUAUCUAUCUAUCUAUCUAUCUAAAUAGGGCUUUUACACCUAAUCUUUCUAUUAUAUUUUUGAUUAAAAUUGUCUAUCUAUCUAUCUAUCUAUCUAUCUAUCUAUCUAUCUAUCUAUCUAUCUAUCUAUCUCUCUCUCUCUAUAUAUAUAUAUCUUUCUUUCAUCAGUAUAUUCAUAUCUAUCUAUCUAUCUAUCUAUCUAUCUAUCUCAGUUUUUUAUCUAUCUAUCUAUCUAUCUAUCUAUCUAUCUACCUCUCUCUCUCUCUAUAUAUAUAUAUAUAUAUAUCUUUCUUUCUAUCAGUAUAUUCAUAUCUAUCUAUCUAUCUAUCUAUCUAUCUAUCUAUCUAUCUAUCUAUCUAUCUCAGUUUUUUAUCUAUCUAUCUAUCUAUCUAUCUAUCUAUCUAUCUAUCUAUCUAUCUCAGUUUUUUAUCUAUCUAUCUAUCUAUCUAUCUAUCUAUCUAUCUAUCUAUCUAUCUAUCUAUCUAUCAGGUCUUUUCUAUCUAUCUAUCUAUCUAUCUAUCUAUCUAUCUCAGUUUUUGUAUAUCUAUCUCUCUAAUCUAUUUCGUAUCUAUCUUUUUCCCGCAAACAGAGGUAAACACACACACUCUCCCUUUUUCUCUCACUUUCUCCUUCUCUCUCUCUUUCUUUCUUUCUUUCUUUCUUUCUUUCUUUCUUUCUUUCUUUCUUUCUUUCUUUCUCUCUCACACACACAAAUAG
This is a messenger RNA of Acanthosepion pharaonis, 1917 nucleotides long. The record is from the annotation of a GenBank genome assembly. NCBI's taxonomy places the organism in Eukaryota, Metazoa, Mollusca, Cephalopoda, Sepiida, Sepiidae.